Molecule: messenger RNA, 1670 nt
Organism: Suillus plorans
Lineage: Eukaryota; Fungi; Basidiomycota; Agaricomycetes; Boletales; Suillaceae
Exons: 5
Coding region: 1-1581 (526 amino acids)
Source: RefSeq, a predicted model, not a curated record
AUGUCAAGAGAGGUACAUAGGACCCUCACGCUGGUCCCGUCCCUCACGCUGGUCCCGUCCCUCACGCUGGUUCCGUCCACGGCUCCGCAUACCAUACACAAUCUUCAACUCCCUCCUGACGCCUAUACUAUGGCGUCCAGCAGCUCGCGCAAUGAGUACUACUUCGCGAGAUCUCACAGCGACUCGAACGACCCUCAGCCCCCCUCUGACCCCAUGCCUCAUGUGACACAAAAGUUGGGCCGGAGUGUUCGACCGAGCAGCCGUAAAGCUACACGCUCUCGGACGAAGUUUCUCACCUCCAAACAAAUCCCCCAGGAAUCACCUUUGUCCAUGAUACAGGCGCCCUCGUCAUUGUUGCUAGUUUUCACAUCGCCGGAGUUUAUACGAGAUGUAAAAGAGGAUGCUCGAAUGACUAUGUUUAAGUUUUUGUUCCAAGAAAACCUUUUCCCGUCCACGACAGAGAACUCUGCUAUCGCUAAGAGAGCACUGGACAAUACGAUCGCUCGGUACUCUACCACCAAAGGUGUUAAUGGGGUCGACCUCGUCCUUUGGAAAUCUGGGCAAGACGGUAAAAAUUUACUUGCGAGGAUGAAAGCGGUUGUGAAGGAAAUACACAAUGACUUCGAGCAGGUCGCUACGUUCUCUUGGAUAUCUGCCUACGCAUUGAGUCACAACAUAUCCAUGACUAAAUUUGACAUGCAAACAGCGCGGAUCACAAGACUGACUGCCCUGCUGUCAAAUUUUCUAUUCGCUGAUGAGGUCAUUCAGAUGACUCUGGACGAUGGGAGAAUUAUAACGUACCGAAUCCCGUUUGGCCACCCAGCCGUCUUUGACUUGCUAGAACAUAUAAUAAACAACAUGCAGUACUCUCGUUACGUUUCCUUCGACCAAGAGGACUGGAAAUGCUACCUCACCAAUGCCAUCUUCCUUGCAGCAACUUCACGCGGUUGGUCGCUGGAGAAAGAACUCGUAAAGGCGCAGCAGGAUCUAACAGGUAAGUCUCCUACGUCGCAUCAGUACGGCUACUCGAAGUGUAAAGUAAAAGCUAACUCACGUCUCAGUAUCUUGGUCAGAACUGAGACGCUCGGGUGGCUGGAUGCUGCCUUUUAUACGAUUUCGGCCCCAACGUCACAUCUCUCGUCCCUGCGCCUCUUUUCCCUUGCGCUCGGACGAUCUAUUCACCAUGUCGUUCCUCGCCUUCGGUCUCAUCGGCAACGUUCGACUCGGAGGGUUUGGACGUCGACAGCGAUUCCUCUCAACUUCAACUACAUACGCACGUCUGAUCUCCUUUCGUCCUGGGAUGAGCGACGCUCGACGGAGACUUCAAUGGGCGUCAUCUCGCGUCACCACAUUGCAAGAAGUCGUCGCGUAUUCAUUAUUUGGUAUCUUCAGUGUCCAUGUCCACCUACAGACAUCACCAUCCUCGACUGGGUCGGACAACCUUCCGAGUUCAACAGCUGUCUUCCGGCCUAUAUCACUUCUUACGCCACUCCUCCACACACCCUUCCAUCCCUGUCCGAACGUUCUCCUCCUUGUCUUCUUCCCUUCACCUGCUCUCGUCCAUCGUCCGUAUUCGUCUGAGCCACGUCAGCAGUUGCUGACGUGUGCUGGGCGUUUGCGCAUGGUGUUCGUGGUGUUGGGAACAGCAUGGUGGAGCUCGGACAUCGGUU